Babesia ovata is the source of this 702-nucleotide messenger RNA. RefSeq names its product ankyrin-2 isoform X5, putative. NCBI's taxonomy places the organism in Eukaryota, Apicomplexa, Aconoidasida, Piroplasmida, Babesiidae. The transcript has a single exon. Bases 1 to 702 code for a protein of 233 amino acids. The record is from RefSeq and is a predicted model, not a curated record.
AUGAUGGCGAUGAGGGACGAUUGCGGCUCCAGCGCAAAGUCCGCCACUGCCAAAUUGUUAGCCGAAUUGCGUAAAUCACGACCGUCAGCUGCGGUCAUAGUAUCAGCUGAAUCUGAAGUCGCGCUCGGGAUGCGACCUCCCAGUCGCCCAACCGUCUCCCUUGCAGGGAACUCCACAACGGACAGAUCAGGCAUAGCGCUCUUGUCCCAACGCAACUGCAGUACUUGGUGCGACCCGUGCAUUUUAAGGAACAUCAGUCCUCGACCGUCAUACUGCAUCCGGCUGAUCCAGCUGGUCAAACCCGCAUCCUUGGGCGGCGAGUCCGCCAAGAUGUACUGCGUUAUCCUUUGCCAGUACCCCAUUUCCGACCUCCUGGAAAGCCACAGCUGGCCGUUAUCCGAUAGGCUCAUAAUCUCGUGCGCAUUCAGCCACUCAGCCGCCAGCACACGUGCGCCGGUGGCGGACCAAAAGUCGGCGCUCGAGCCGUCGACCAGCUUGAUGGCCGACAGUGAGGAUCCGGUCCACUCUGUCAAGUACAUGUCAUCCACAGUCAGUACCACUGCUAUCUCUCCACAGGGGCUAAAUGAGCAGAAGAAUGGAUACGACGACAGCUUGCACUGCGCAACGGCCUCACAGAGCGCCUCGCGCAGAUCCGUCAUGCAGACGCUUUCCUUCCAGAUCUCCACAACACCUGUCGAGUAA